Histoplasma mississippiense is the source of this 3387-nucleotide messenger RNA. RefSeq lists its product as hypothetical. The transcript has 6 exons. Gene Ontology annotation, molecular function: nucleic acid binding; ATP binding; zinc ion binding. The record is from RefSeq and is a predicted model, not a curated record. Bases 1 to 3387 code for a protein of 1128 amino acids. NCBI's taxonomy places the organism in Eukaryota, Fungi, Ascomycota, Eurotiomycetes, Onygenales, Ajellomycetaceae.
AUGGCCACCCACGGCAUUGCUUGUGCUGAUAUCGAACGACCGUCAAAGAAACGCCGUUUCUUUGUUGAAGAUGACAGUGCAAUCCCCUCGAAUGAAGCCACACAGGCCAUGGACGCGUUGUCCGAGAGGGCCAAGUCAGCCCGAAGCCCAACACCUGACAUCUUGAACUCUGAAGCUCCAUCUCUCACCGCUCAUGAUACUACUAGAUUGGCAGCUGGAACUGUCGCUGCGGUUGAGGAUGGAUUUGACGGUGAACUUUUCACUAGCAUCGUUGGGCAGCCAGUUGAUGCAAGCACCGUUCAAAAAAUUCGAAUAGCUGCAAAGGGUGACAUGCAAACAGCAAUUAAUCUUUAUCUUGACGGUUCUUGGGGCGGAGACGCCGCGACACAGAUGUCUACGGUAAUAUCCCCUGUACAAAAUGGAACGCCCCCCGAACCAAUUACGAAUCCUCAUACGAAAUUGCCAAUCACCAUAGUCGAAGACGCAUCCCACGAUGCCGAAGAUGAUCCUAAUAUUAUCACGACUGAUCCUGAAUUUCGCUAUAUAGGCUCUUUUGGUGUUGGCGCAUGGUCAACGAAGAAUGGCACGAAUUUAGUGAAACACGGAGAGCUGGUCAACAUUGAGCGGACUAAAUUACAACCAACCAUGAAACCUGGGAGAGGAGGCAAACCGGUUGCACGGAUGUCAAAUCAAAAAAGCGAUGUGAUAACGCGGUUCACUAAUGGAGAUGGCGAAGAGAUUGGGAGACUCCCCCGGGAAACGGCUGAGUGGGUUUCGACUUUGAUUGAUCAGAAAAUAUGCCGAUUUGAAGGUCAGAAGUCUUUUACGGCGCUUGGGGAUGAUAAUGCCCCUCCAAGAAUAUUCGAGGAGCAAGAAACUGCAGAGGAAAAAGCCCUUCGCUUGCGACAAGUCGCAUUAGUUAAACUUUUUAGCGAAAUCCACCUUGAACCAACAUCGGUUAAUGAAAUGAUGGCGCGUCACAAGAAGGAAGGCUUGCUUCAGGCGGCGCAGAUGAACGAGAAGUUGAGUGAGAGGCUCAAAAGGACAUCAAACUCUACGGCCCAGCAAAGUGGCGCUAGCGAAUCUUCAGAUGAGGAAGAUGGCGAGAAGCUCGAUGAAGACCAGCUUGAUACCCUAUAUAAGAAGGCCCAAUCUUUUGAUUUCAAUAUGCCUGAAAUGGAACCCGGACCUGAUUUCGCUAUGGACCUUCGAAAGUACCAAAAACAGGCUUUGCAUUGGAUGUUAGGUAAAGAGAGAGAUGUCCAUCCGAAACUUCAGCAAUCUAUGCACCCGUUGUGGGAAGAAUAUUCUUGGCCAACGGAGGAUAUGGAUUGUAAACCACUACCUCGUGUGCCCAAUCGUGAAAAGUUCUAUGUCAACCCCUACUCUGGUGAGCUCAGUCUAGAAUUUCCGGUCCAAGAACAAAAUUGUUUAGGCGGGAUUCUAGCAGACGAAAUGGGUCUUGGGAAAACUAUUGAGAUGUUAAGCUUGAUCCACUCUCACAAACCUGAGGUAGUCAAAGGUCAGUCCGCAGGGUUUGAUACCUUAUCGGGAGCUUUUUUCAAUGCCGCUCUACCUGUGCCCGCUCCGUAUACCACCCUUGUUGUAGCUCCAACUUCUCUUCUCGCCCAAUGGGAGAGUGAGGCAAUGAAGGCUUCAAAAGAAGGAUCAAUGAAGGUUUUGGUUUACUACGGUAGCGAUAAAACAGCAGAUUUGAGAAAGCUCUGCUCCAUGUCUAUGUCCAAUCCAAAUUCUUCUCCAAACCUUAUAAUUACGAGCUAUGGUGUUGUUCGUUCAGAACAUAGCCAGCUCGCCGGUCGGUCUGCUAUGAAUUCGAGUGGGGGUCUUUUUUCUGUGGACUUUUUCCGUGUUAUUCUCGACGAAGCGCACUAUAUCAAGAACAGGGCCUCUAAAACUGCGCGGGCAUGUUAUGAUAUUAAAGGCACUCAUCGAUGGGCUCUCACAGGCACUCCUAUCGUCAAUCGGCUUGAAGAUCUCUUCAGCCUGGUACGAUUCCUCAAAGUAGAGCCGUGGAGCAACUUUUCUUUCUGGAAAACUUUUGUCACCGUUCCAUUCGAAUCGAAGGAUUUUUUGCGUGCGCUAAAUGUUGUGCAAACUGUCCUUGAACCGCUUGUCCUCCGUCGAACCAAGACUAUGAAGACCCCCGACGGCGAGGCACUCGUCCCUCUACCCUCUCGAACCAUUAAAAUAGCUGAAGUGGAACUUUCAAGCCAAGAACGCGAAAUUUAUGACUUGAUAUUCACUCGGGCUAAGCGAACAUUCAAUGACAAUGUGGCGGCAGGCACACUUUUAAAAUCGUAUACGACCAUUUUUGCGCAAAUUCUUCGUCUGCGCCAAACGUGUUGCCAUCCCGUGCUUACGCGAAAUCAAAACAUAGUUGCAGAAGAAGAGGAUGCAGCUAUCGCUGCCGAUGAUGCUAACGUUUUCAAGGAUGAUAUGGACCUUCAGGACCUCAUUGACCGAUUCACGAUGGCUACCUCUAGCGAGAAUCCUGACGGUCAGCAUGACCCUACUAGCAAGUUCACUACGCAUGCUCUACGACAGAUUCAGACCGAGACAAGUGGGGAAUGUCCUAUAUGCACGGAUGAACCGAUGGUUGACCCUGCAGUCACCUCCUGCUGGCACAGUGCUUGCAAAAAAUGUCUAGUAGACUACGUAGAGCACCAAAGAGACAAAGGUCAAAUGCCUCGUUGCUUCUCUUGUCGUGAGACCAUUACGAUUCGAGAUAUUUUUGAAGUUAUCCGCCACAGAUCACCCAACCAGACUCCUGGUGAAGGAGACUUUCUUCGUGCUGGGGGAGUCGGGUUGAAUCUUACCGCUGCCAAUCAGGUGUUCAUGAUGGACCCGUGGUGGAGCUUUGCAACUGAAGCUCAGGCGAUCGAUAGGGUUCAUCGCAUGGGUCAACUGAAAGAUGUAACUGUGACCAGAUUUAUUGUGAAGGAUAGUAUUGAGGGUCGUAUUUUAAGGAUUCAAGAACGGAAAAUGAUGAUUGCGGGAUCAUUGGGAUUGAGGGUUGGAGGUGAUGGGGGCGAGGAAGAGCGGAGGAAGGAAAGGAUUGAGGAGUUGAAGCUAUUAUUUGAGGAUGCUGUGCGAAGAUAUAUUGCAGCGGAUCACCAGUUGGCCUUCAGCAAUUGUAACAUUGGAACCCCACUUGACAAACAAAUUCAUUCCCAGAAAUACAUAUUUCUGGAGUGCAUUGAACUGGGCCUGAGAAGACUGUUGGCGGAUGUUUCUGGGAGUCCAUCCGCGGUUGCUCCUCAGCUGAGAGAAGUGGAAUUUUUGGUUGAUAUAAAGCAGCUGGGGAUGGAAGAACGCAAGAAGUUCUUUGAGUUGGAUGAAUUCUGUGCAAAAGCCCAAGCACCAUAG